This is a messenger RNA of Odobenus rosmarus divergens (Pacific walrus), 801 nucleotides long. RefSeq names its product melanoma-associated antigen 9-like. Gene Ontology annotation, cellular component: nucleus. The transcript is spliced from 2 exons. NCBI's taxonomy places the organism in Eukaryota, Metazoa, Chordata, Mammalia, Carnivora, Odobenidae. Gene Ontology annotation, biological process: negative regulation of transcription by RNA polymerase II. The record is from RefSeq and is a predicted model, not a curated record. Bases 1 to 801 code for a protein of 266 amino acids.
AUGCCCCUGGGUCAGAGGAGUGAGCUCUGGAAGUUGGAGGAAGACCCAGGCCCGGCCCAGGGCCUGGCAGCCAGGGCCUGGAGCCAGCCUGACCAGGGCUCCAGCAGCCUAGAUGAGGGUGUGUCGAGCACCUGGGAGGAGCCGGAAGUCACCCAACCCUCUCUCCAGGUCAAACUCCACGUGAAAGUGGCUGCCCUGGUGGGGUUCCUGCUCCUCAAAUACCGCAACAAGCAGCCGACCUGCCAGGCAGAGAUGCUGGAGAUCGUCAGCAAAGAUUACCAGGACGACUUCCCAGUGAUCUUGGGCCAAGCCUCCGAGUGCAUGCGGCUGGUCUUUGGCGUGGACGUAAAGGAAGUGGACCCCAGCGACCACUCCUACGUCCUGGUCAACGUCCUGGGUCUCACCUGUGAUGGGAUGCUGAGCGGUAAGCAUGGCAUGCCCAAGACCAGUCUCCUGGUGCUGCUACUGGGGGUGAUCCUCGUGGAGGAUGACUGUGCCCCUGAGGGGGAGGUGUGGGAUGUGCUGGGGGUCAUGGGGGUGUAUGCUGGCAAAGAGCACAUCAUCUAUGGGGAGCCCAGGGAGCUCCUCACCAAAGUCUGGGUGCAGGAAGGGUACCUGGAGUACCGGCAGGUGCCUGGCAGCGACCCUGCCCGCUACGAGUUCCUGUGGGGUCCCAGGGCCCACGCCGAAACCAGCAAGUCUCAAGUGCUGGAGUAUUUGCUCCAGGUCAGGCGCGGGCAGCUGGCUUCCUCCCUGGCCCUGUCUGAAGGGGCUAUGAGCGAUGAGGAAGAGGGGGCCUGA